AUGAUCAAUUGCUGUAGUGUAUACCUAACAUUGAUGUGGCAUGCUGUUGCUGCAUGGACAUGGGAUGCACAGGACGAAACAUGUGGCAUUUGUAGGAUGGCAUUUGAUGGUUGUUGUCCUGAUUGUAAGCUCCCUGGGGAUGAUUGCCCACUAAUUUGGGGUGCAUGCAACCAUGCAUUUCAUCUUCAUUGCAUCCUAAAAUGGGUAAAUUCACAGACUUCUCAAGCGCAUUGCCCCAUGUGCCGGAGGGAGUGGCAGUUCAAAGGAUGAGAGAAAAAUUGGGAUCCCCUUUAUGGAAUUCCUUCCCCCUUUUCUCUCUGUCUUGAUGUGCACGGAUUGCCAGUGCAGUUGCAAAUGUUAGGUCGUGUAUAUCUGGUUAUCUAUGCUGAGGCAACUCCUCAAGGUUUCAGUUGUCAGUCAUUUGAUGUAUUCCCUCCAAGUCUCGUGUAGUAUACCUCUCUAUUGAACUAUAAAUGACUAUAAGUGAUCCUUUUUUCUUCUUCUUGGGUUUAUGUGGUAUCAGAACCCAUAUACCUAGAAGGUUAUUAUAAACUUUGCAUUUGAUUAAGGGCUUUCUUGUGGAUUAA
Messenger RNA from Rosa rugosa (rugosa rose), 587 nucleotides. RefSeq names its product anaphase-promoting complex subunit 11. Bases 1 to 270 code for a protein of 89 amino acids. Gene Ontology annotation, molecular function: ubiquitin protein ligase activity; zinc ion binding; cullin family protein binding. Gene Ontology annotation, biological process: positive regulation of mitotic metaphase/anaphase transition; protein ubiquitination; anaphase-promoting complex-dependent catabolic process. Lineage: Eukaryota; Viridiplantae; Streptophyta; Magnoliopsida; Rosales; Rosaceae. The record is from RefSeq and is a predicted model, not a curated record. The transcript is spliced from 3 exons. Gene Ontology annotation, cellular component: anaphase-promoting complex; nucleus.